UCCAUCCGCCGCCUGAUGGAAGCGGAGAAGGUGAAGGGCUUUUGCCAAGUGGUGAUCUCCUCCAACCUGCGGGAUGGCAUGUCCCACCUCAUCCAGUCCAGUGGGCUCGGGGGGCUGCAGCACAACACGGUGCUGGUGGGCUGGCCCCGCAGCUGGCGCCAGAAGGAGGACCACCAGACCUGGAGGAAUUUCAUCGAGCUGGUGCGAGAGACCACGGCCGGGCACCUGGCCUUGCUGGUGGCCAAGAAUGUCGCCAUGUUCCCGGGCAACCAGGAGCGGUUCUCGGAGGGCCACAUCGACGUCUGGUGGAUUGUCCAUGACGGGGGGAUGCUCAUGCUGCUCCCCUUCCUCCUCCGGCACCACAAGGUCUGGCGCAAGUGCAAGAUGCGUAUCUUCACGGUGGCACAGAUGGACGACAACAGCAUCCAGAUGAAGAAGGACCUGACCACGUUCCUGUACCACCUGCGCAUCACUGCAGAGGUGGAGGUGGUGGAGAUGCACGAGAGUGACAUCUCCGCCUACACCUAUGAGAAGACGCUGGUGAUGGAGCAGCGCUCCCAAAUCCUCAAGCAAAUGCACCUCACCAAGAAUGAGCGGGAACGGGAGGUCCAACUCAUCCACGACAAAAAUGCCACCACCUUCUCCAGCAGCUCCCAGUCCCCUGGCGACGAGGUGGAGACGGCCCCUGAGAAGGUGCAUCUCACCUGGACCAAAGAGAAGUCUGUUGCUGAGAAGAACAAGAGCAAGAGCCCCGUCAGCCCUGAGGGCAUCAAGGACUUCUUCAACAUGAAGCCCUGUGCAGACAUGGAGUUCCUGGAGGUGCUGACAGAGCACCUGGACCGAGUGCUCCUGGUGCGCGGUGGGGGCCGGGAGGUCAUCACCAUUUACUCCUGA
Molecule: messenger RNA, 894 nt
Organism: Cariama cristata (Red-legged seriema)
Lineage: Eukaryota; Metazoa; Chordata; Aves; Cariamiformes; Cariamidae
Product: solute carrier family 12 member 5-like
Exons: 6
Biological process (GO): cell volume homeostasis; chloride ion homeostasis; chemical synaptic transmission
Cellular component (GO): membrane
Molecular function (GO): potassium:chloride symporter activity
Source: RefSeq, a predicted model, not a curated record